CAUAAGUCAUCCUAUACAUCGUGGACUUGAUAAGCUGACAUAAUUACAAGUAAGCCUCAGUAAACAUGCGGCUCGCUAUCACAUACCUAAACUUUCACAGCAGGAAAUAACCCCCAUCACGGGUUACGCACUUUCCAAGCAUCCACUAAACUAAGGCACCUAAGGGGUUAGCGAUUAGUGAUAUGCACUGCACUGCAUAUGAACAGAUGCAGGUGCCUGGCAGCCUUCACCGAUAUCUCCAGGCUACAUUCACUCACAUCUUGCUUUCCGUGUAUCAACCUGAAAACUUAAUUUGACUUUAUUUCAAACAAUACCAGUCAAAACAUCUCACCAUUGCAGUCAUUUAGACUUGGACUUACCUAGGUACUACCUAGCUUUCACUACGACAUCAGCUUAUACGUACAUGUAUAGUCCUCCGCGAUGUCUUCACGCCAGCUUCUCCGUCAUAGACCCCGGAUCACAACGGUGACGCGUCUCUCGCAUCCUGUGCCAAGACCAAUAAGGCGUUCUAUAAGCACUGAGACGCCACCAAAGUCAUCUUCAUCAAGUAGCACUGUCGCUAUAUCUUUCGCCGCAGGAAUCACAGUUGCUUCGCUCACAAGUUGGUUCUUGUCCCGUGGGGUGAAAAGUUCAGACUCUUCCAACUCACCCACCAUAUCGAAUACCGAGGGAGACACCAAGAGCCUCAACAUCCCAGACCUCAAUAAACUAGGCUUAUCCGACAAGAUCACCUACACCCCAACCCCGACCUCAGAAAGCGUCACACAGCAACUAAACGAACACGCCUUCUCCCUCCCCGGGGGCGGGACCUUAGUAACCCGCUACGACGGCACCCAAGUAUCCUCGAACAGCCCAUGCGAAGACGCCUUCAUCCACGGGCGCUUCGCUAACCCAGUCGACAAGGCCGGCGCCGACUGGCUGACCUGGGGUGUCUUCGACGGCCACUGCGGGUGGCAGAUGUCGGACCUACUAACGCGGCAUCUAAUCCCUUUUGUUCGCCGCUCACUCACCAACGCCGAGCCAGUGAGCGAGGAAGCCGUACACCUAGCUCUUAAAAAAGCGUUCACGACCCUCGACGACACGCUCGUCAAGUCCGCCCUCGCAACCAUCGAAAGCGACCUUUCCUUCCCAGAGAAGGCGCGCCGUCUCGAAGUCGCGUACGCAGGAGCCUGUGCGCUCCUCACGCUCUUAGAUCCGCGGACACGGACUCUCACCGUAGCAUCGACAGGUGACUGCCGCGCGGUUCUAGGGCAGAAGGGCAGUGACGGGAAAUGGGUAGCGACAGACCUAUCGAAAGACUGCACGGGGGCCAGCGAGGACGAGAUCGCGCGGAUCCAAGCGCAGUUCCCGGACGAGCCGGAGGUCGUCAAGCAAGGGCGCGUAUGGGGCAUGCAGCCGUCCCGCACUUUUGGCGACGGCAUGUGGAAGUGGUCGUCUGCGCUGAAAGAUACCCUUAGGAACUGCUACACGGGUCUUAGUCUGCCGUCUGCGGCGCGCUAUGGUGCGUAUAAAGAGGGCCCGUACUUGACUGCCGAACCGCUUGUUACGACGACGAAGAUUCCGGAGAAGGGCCCUUCGUUUGUGAUUCUGGCGACGGAUGGGUUGUGGGAUAUGAUGACGAGUGAGGAGGCGGUGGGGCUGGUUGGGAAGUGGGUGGAGUGGCGCGAGAAAGGCUCGGGGAAGCCGGUGUUCCCGCCGACGGUGGAUUUUGGGGAGACGGUGUUGGGACGGAAGGGGGUUUGUAGGUAUGAGGAGCAGAAGACGACGGUGCAGGAUGAGAAUGCGGCGGUGCAUUUGGUGAGGAAUGGGCUUGGGGGCGCGCAUGAGGAGAUGGUGAAGGGGGCGUUGACGUUUCGGUACCCGAAUUCGAGAGAUAUCAGGGAUGAUAUCACUGUUCAGGUCGUCUUCUUUGCUCCCGCUAAGGGGGAGUAAGUGAGGGGUUAGCGAAAAAAGGAGAGAAAAGGAUGGGAUGCGUGUCGUGCAUACUAGCAGGCGUUUCGAUAUCAUACAUACCAUAUUAUGGGCGUUUUGGUUUCUUGCGGUCUUGGUAGACGGCGCGGAAAUGCGGGAUGAGUAAAAGAGUUAGAUAUGAUAUAUAACGAGCAUGAAUAAUGAGUUACCGAA
This is a messenger RNA of Annulohypoxylon maeteangense, 2124 nucleotides long. Its product is annotated as protein serine/threonine phosphatase 2C. The transcript has a single exon. Gene Ontology annotation, molecular function: protein serine/threonine phosphatase activity. Gene Ontology annotation, biological process: protein dephosphorylation. NCBI's taxonomy places the organism in Eukaryota, Fungi, Ascomycota, Sordariomycetes, Xylariales, Hypoxylaceae. The coding region runs from base 421 to 1932 and encodes 503 amino acids. The record is from RefSeq and is a predicted model, not a curated record.